AUGCCUAGCAUAAGAAAGGCGUUAGGGGUUGUGGCUAUUGGGAUGGUGACAUUUACUUCUGCUUUGCCGGCGAUGCCAAAGCUUAGUCCUCGACUGUUGAAAAUGUUCAAUUUGGUCGAGAGACAGAACCCUGCGACAGGUCUACCAGAUGGAAUCACAGAUACGGACAUUCUUCAGUUUGCCCUCACUUUGGAAUUCCUCGAGACAGCAUUUUACCAGGAAGGGUUUUCGAAAUUCGCCGACUCUGAUUUCGCGGCAUUAGGUCUUCAGUCAGCAGACAUCACGAACUUGAAGUCGAUAGGAGGAACUGAGCAAGUACACGUCACGACAUUAUUAAGCGCCAUUGCAGCAACAGGAAGCAAGCCAGUAGCUCCUUGCACAUACAAUUUCGGACUUACAGAUGCUGCGAGCAUGGUCGCCACAGCCAGUAUCUUGGAGAAUGUGGGAGUUUCCGCAUAUCUUGGCGCUGCACCACUUCUCAAGUCCCCAGCAAUCCUCUCCGUCGCCGCAUCAAUCGUCACAAUCGAAGCCCGUCACCAAACCUUCAUCCGCGUUGCAUCAAAAGCAGCCGCCAUACCCUCACCCUUCGACACACCCCUCGGCGUCCGCAACGUAUUCACGCUGGCAGCAGGGUUUAUUUCCGCGUGUCCAAGCGGUUCCAAUCUAGCCGUCACUGCAUUCCCCGCGUUAACGAUGGCUGGUGGUGCAGGUGCAACGGCGAAGUUUGCGGCAGGUCAGAGCCUUGCGUUGAAUAGUACCGCUUCGACCGGUGCGACGUUCUGCGCGUUCACGAAUGGAGGUUUAGCUGGUGGAACGGCCUUUGUGCCUUUUGCGAAUGGAGCUUGUACUAUCCCGCAGGACCUGGCAGGUCUAACUUAUGUCAACUUGGCCAAUGCUGCGCCCGAUACUGGCGUGUUGACUGAUGCUAUUACUGUUGCUGGGCCUAUGGUUAUGGCUGCUUCAUAG
Lachnellula hyalina is the source of this 966-nucleotide messenger RNA. Its product is annotated as Protein rds1. The record is from RefSeq and is a predicted model, not a curated record. The transcript has 3 exons. Lineage: Eukaryota; Fungi; Ascomycota; Leotiomycetes; Helotiales; Lachnaceae. Bases 1 to 966 code for a protein of 321 amino acids.